UAAUCGGCCCCAGCGAGUGUGCGCCUGUGGCGAUGUGCAUCCAGCGUGAUGGGGGAGGUGGAGCGCAGCGCUGAGGCGGAUCGCGCAACAGCGAGGCGGCCGCUGCGAAACGGUGCCCGCAGAUACUGGCGGGGGCUGCGCCACGCCUUCCUCCUCCUGUUUCUUUGCCCGGUGAAGACGGUGCGUGGCCAGGAGUACCUGUGCCAGCUGCCAUGCGAGUGCCCCGCAGAGCCGCCUGCCUGCGCCCCUGGCGUGCCUACCGUGUUAGACGGCUGCUCCUGCUGUCUGACCUGCGCUCGGCAGCGAGGGCAGACGUGCUCGCAAACGAUGCCUUGCGACGAGAGCAGCGCCCUCUACUGUGACCGUGGGGCGGGGACGGAGGCUGGCCUGGGGAUCUGUAUGGACCUUGAAGGAGACAACUGUGUAUUCAAUGGGAUUAUUUACCGGAGCGGUGAGACCUUCCAGCCAAGCUGUAAAUACCACUGUAUGUGCAGAGAUGGACAGAUAGGUUGUGUACCCCGCUGUAACCUUGACUUGCAGCUCCCUGGCCCUGACUGCCCCUUCCCAAGGAAAAUUGAAGUCCCCAAGGAGUGCUGUGAGCAAUGGUCAUGUGACCCUAAAGAAGAUGAAGAUGUGGGAGGCUUUGCAAUAGCAGCAUACAGACAAGAAGCGACACUUGGGACUGAUGCAUCUGAUUUGAGUUCUAACUGUAUUGAGCAGACAACGGAAUGGAGUGCAUGUUCCACGAGUUGCGGAAUGGGCUUCUCCACUCGGGUCACCAACAAGAAUUCGAUGUGCGAGAUGGUGAAGCAGACCAGACUCUGUGAGGUGCGGCCAUGUCCAAAUGGUCAACGGCCUGAUAAGCAGGCAAAGAGGUGUGUCCGGACCAAGAAGUCUCUAAGAGCCAUCCAUUUGGAGUACAAUAACUGCACCAGCAUCCAGACGUAUAAGCCCCGUUAUUGUGGCAUCUGCAAUGACGGGCGCUGUUGCACCCCUCACACCACAAAAACCAUCCAGGUUGAGUUCCACUGUCCUCAAGGCAACAUUAUCAAGCAUCCUGUGAUGUCCAUCAUGACCUGUGUAUGUCAUGGCAACUGUCCUCAAGAUAACAAUGCUUUCUAUGGAAAGCUCAGUUGAAUUAAAGAUAUGAAAUCGACAACUAUUUCAAAGGGGGUAAAUAUUUAAUAUGUAAAAAGUUUCUUAAAAGCAAACAUGUGAAUCAGCAGUGAACAAUAGUAACCAGUUGCCCAGUUGGGUAUCUUUGUUUCAUUAUAGUAGUUGGUUUUUUGUUUCUUUUUGGAAAACUAUUGUACUUUUACGAUGUAAUCUAAUUUCCAUCUGGCUCUGUAAAUGGCCCAGUUCAGUUCCUAUGGCGUUCUUUGAAAUCUGGAUUUGAGCAUUGUCACCCUUUCCAAAUAUUGCUACCAGGGGAAAAUGUAACAGCUCAAUAUGGGUUUCUUUUAUUAGCAUAACAUUUUCUUAGAAAUUUGCAGGCACUAAAAGUUCUUGUUUUUCAGCUU
This is a messenger RNA of Rhineura floridana, 1520 nucleotides long. RefSeq names its product cellular communication network factor 3 (gene CCN3). Gene Ontology annotation, biological process: cell adhesion; signal transduction. Lineage: Eukaryota; Metazoa; Chordata; Lepidosauria; Squamata; Rhineuridae. Gene Ontology annotation, cellular component: extracellular matrix; extracellular region. Gene Ontology annotation, molecular function: heparin binding; integrin binding. The transcript has 5 exons. The record is from RefSeq and is a predicted model, not a curated record. The coding region runs from base 49 to 1137 and encodes 362 amino acids.